AAUCAGAGAAGCUUUUACUGGCGGGUGGGCCGGGCCGGCCCAGCUGCUCGGAGGCUCUGGCAUGUCGGUUCCCGAUUCUGGCCCCAGGCCCUUGGCAACACCUGCCCCUUUCCCACCGGGGCCCCCCAUGAUGCCACCACCCUUCAUGCCCCCUCCAGGGAUCCCUCCACCCUUCCCCCCAAUGGGGCUGCCUCCCAUGAACCAGAGACCACCUGCCAUCCCUCCCAUCCCCCCUGGCAUGAUGCCUCCGAUGCUUCCACCAAUGGGGGGGCCACCACCAAUUACACAGAUACCAGGGAUGGUACCACCCAUGAUGCCAGGGAUGCUGAUGCCCGCGGUACCUGUCACUGCAGCGACGGCCCCAGGUGUGGACACCGCCAGCUCUGUUGUGACUGGAGCAGACCCUACGAGGGUUUUGUGGAGUGAACAUGUGGCUCCUGAUGGGCGAAUCUACUACUACAAUGCAGAUGACAAGCAGUCUGUAUGGGAGAAGCCCAGCAUCCUCAAGUCCAAAGCUGAGUUGCUGUUGUCUCAGUGCCCCUGGAAAGAGUACAAGUCAGACACUGGCAAACCCUACUACUACAACAACCAGAGUAAGGAGUCCCGGUGGACCCGGCCUAAGGACCUGGAUGAACUGGAGGCUUUGGUCAAACAGGAGGCUGCAGGGAAGCCACAGCCACAGCCACAGCCACAGCCACAGCCUGAGCCACCUCCUGCUACUCCCGGCCCGGCCCCAGUCCCUACAGGCCUCACUGAACCUGAGCCAGGUGGGCAUGAAGACUGUGAACUGUCUGAACCUGCCCAGCCUCUGGAUCAGGGGCUUCUGCAUCAGGAGGAAAGCACUAGCAGUGCUGCAAGGCGACAGGAGGAGGAAGAGCCAAAGCUGGAGCCAGAGAGGUCAAGCUUCAGCUGGAGCAACCGAGAAAAGGCAAAGCAGGCAUUCAAGGAAUUGCUAAGGGACAAGGCUGUCCCCUCCAAUGCUUCAUGGGAACAAGCCAUGAAGAUGGUGGUCACUGACCCCCGCUACAGUGCUCUGCCAAAACUAAGUGAGAAAAAGCAGGCAUUCAAUGCCUACAAAGCACAGCGGGAGAAAGAAGAAAAGGAAGAGGCCCGUUUGAGGGCCAAGGAGGCCAAGCAGACCCUUCAGCACUUUCUGGAACAGCAUGACCGUAUGACCUCUACCACCCGAUACCGGCGAGCAGAGCAAACAUUUGGGGAACUGGAAGUUUGGGCUGUAGUACCUGAGCGGGACCGUAAGGAAAUCUAUGAUGAUGUCCUCUUCUUCCUCGCCAAGAAAGAGAAGGAACAGGCUAAACAGCUGCGUCGCCGAAAUAUCCAGGCUCUAAAGAGCAUCCUGGAUGGAAUGAGCAGUGUCAGCUUCCAAACUACCUGGUCCCAAGCUCAACAGCACCUCAUGGACAACCCCAGCUUUGCCCAGGACCACCAGCUGCAGACCUGCUCCCUGCGGGCAGACAUGGACAAGGAGGAUGCGCUGAUCUGCUUUGAGGAGCACAUCCGAGCACUGGAACGAGAAGAGGAGGAAGAGCGUGAGAGGGCACGACUUCGGGAGAGGCGCCAGCAUCGCAAGAACCGAGAAGCCUUCCAGACCUUCCUGGACGAGCUGCACGAGACAGGGCAGCUGCACUCCAUGUCUACCUGGAUGGAGUUGUACCCAGCGGUCAGCACCGAUGCCCGCUUUGCCAACAUGCUGGGCCAGCCGGGCUCCACCCCUCUGGAUCUCUUCAAGUUUUAUGUAGAGGAUCUGAAGGCCAGAUUCCAUGAUGAGAAGAAGAUCAUUAAGGACAUCCUUAAGGAUAGGGGCUUUAGUGUGGAAGUGAACACAGCCUUUGAGGACUUUGCACAUGUCAUCAGCUUUGACAAGAGAGCUGCUGCACUGGACGCUGGCAAUAUCAAGCUGACCUUCAACAGCCUAUUAGAGAAGGCAGAGGCACGAGAGCGGGAGAGGGAGAAGGAAGAAGCGAGGAGGCUUCGGCGUAGGGAAGCUGCCUUUCGGAGCAUGCUGAGGCAAGCUGCCCCUGCCCUAGAGCCUGGCACUGGCUGGGAGGAGGUCCGAGAGCGCUUCGUGUGCGACUCUGCCUUUGAACAGAUCACAUUGGAGUCAGAGCGGAUACGCCUCUUCCGAGAGUUCUUACAGAGCGAGUGCCAGCACUUUCACAUCAAAGGCAGAAAACACGGCAAAAAGGGCAAGAAACAUCAUCGAAAGCGAUCCCAUUCACCUUCGGGCUCUGAAUCUGAGGAGGAUGAGCAACCACCCCUUCUUCGGCCCUCCAAACGCAGAAAAUGGAAUCCUUCUGAGUCAGGCUCUGAACCUUCAUCUUCACUUGAUUCAGCUGAGAGUGGGGGUGGCCCUCUUGGGAGCCGGGGCUCUCCCUCUAGCCGCCCCCCUCUUGGAGCAGAUCAUGGCUUCCGGAAGUCUAAGAAGCCGAAGAAGAAAGGCAAGAAGAAGAGGCACAAGUCGAACAGUCCUGAGAGUGAAAUAGAGCGAGAGAAAGAGAAAGGAGGCAAGGAAAUGGAAGAGAAAGAACGAGAACGGGACAAAGAGAGGGAAGCCCGGAGGCCAGAGCCCCGGAAUCGGUCCCCUGGCCUUGGACUUAAGAAAGAGAAGACAGGCUGGGACACAUCAGAGAGUGAGCUGAGUGAAGGGGAACUGGAACGGCGCCGCCGGACACUUCUGCAGCAGCUGGAUGAUCAGCAGUGACCCUGAGUCUCACUCUCCCCUUGUGGGACUGUGUGAAGCCUGUGUUCCUAGUACCACCCUUGUUAGCCAAGCUACCCAGCCCAGGACUCCUUCCUCAAACUGGUUGAUGCCCGUUGUCCCUAAAGCACCCUGUUCCUGUUUGGCAAAACCCCUCCAAAGGCCAGCAUCAGCACUAUAAGGUUGCCCCAGCUGCUCUUCAGAGGCCCCCCCCCUUUAUCAUCUUGGACAUCCAAUAUAGUUCUUGGCAUCACCCCUACUCCCUUGUCCAGGCCUGAUGGGGUUAGGCAGCACAAACAUGAGAGUGAGGAGGAUGGCAGGGGGAGUUGUGCCACUAGUGACUACUUGUCAUUACCUCUUUCCCUAGGAAGGGUCACUGUGUGAGAGAAUUGCAGUCUGCCAAUGGGCACUGAGCCAGUUGGGAAUGGGGGGGGAGGGAGGCAUUCUAGGCCAUUCAAAGUAGCUCUGCCCCUUACCCCUCCUACCCUGGCCCAAUGGCGCUACCUCUUCCUCUCUCCAACCUGGGAACUCAGUGUUUUUUUUUUAAAUAAUUAAUAAUGAUAAUAUUUAUAACAUG
This is a messenger RNA of Dromiciops gliroides (monito del monte), 3293 nucleotides long. RefSeq names its product pre-mRNA processing factor 40 homolog B (gene PRPF40B). The coding region runs from base 62 to 2719 and encodes 885 amino acids. Lineage: Eukaryota; Metazoa; Chordata; Mammalia; Microbiotheria; Microbiotheriidae. The transcript has 26 exons. The record is from RefSeq and is a predicted model, not a curated record. Gene Ontology annotation, cellular component: U2-type prespliceosome; U1 snRNP. Gene Ontology annotation, molecular function: protein binding; RNA binding. Gene Ontology annotation, biological process: mRNA cis splicing, via spliceosome.